GCCAUGCCGACGCCAGCCUCACCAUGCAGCUGUCCAUCGUGUGUCAGGCAGCGGUAUGGGCGCCACGCCCCGGUCACGCCCCCCUCACGUGUUGCCGGGUGUCAGUAGGUGCAGCGGCGAACGUUGUUCUUUUGCCGGGCAGUGAAUGAGAGUCUGUUCACCAUGCUGCUGUCCGCCGUGCUGCACACCUAUUCCUUGCGCUAUGUGCUGCCCGCCGCCCUCAUGCUGGGCACGGCACCCUCCUACCUGCUGGCCUGGGGCUGCUGGAGGGCCCUGAGCGUCCUACUGCCCGAGAGACUGUACAGGAAGGGGGACGACCGGCUGUACAACGUCUACCAGAGCAUGGUGCUCUUCUUCUUCCAGCACUACACCGGGGUGCAGAUAGUGCUAUAUGGAGACCUGCCAGAGAAGGAGAAUGUCUUAUACUUGUCCAAUCAUCAGUGUACAGUUGAUUGGAUAAUCGCAAACAUGAUGGCCGUGCAGCAGAAUGCCUUGGGUCAUGUUCGAUAUGUUCUGAAGGAUGGUUUGAAAUUUCUUCCUCUGUAUGGCUGGUAUUUUUCUCAGCAUGGGGGACUAUAUGUUAAGAGGAGUGCCAAGUUUAAUGAAAAGAAUAUGAGGAACAAGUUGAAAUCUCAGAUGAAGGCUGAGACUCGGAUGUACCUUGUGAUAUUCCCUGAAGGAACACGUUACAAUCCUGAUAUUCCACAGGUCAUUGCCGAUAGCCAAACCUUUUCCAUGAAAGAAG
Molecule: messenger RNA, 745 nt
Organism: Nanorana parkeri
Lineage: Eukaryota; Metazoa; Chordata; Amphibia; Anura; Dicroglossidae
Product: 1-acyl-sn-glycerol-3-phosphate acyltransferase epsilon-like
Exons: 5
Cellular component (GO): endomembrane system; mitochondrion
Molecular function (GO): acyltransferase activity
Source: RefSeq, a predicted model, not a curated record